GUUAGCGGAGUCCGUGCGGAAAUCUAAGAGCUCCACUCUUGAAGAAGAGAUGACGUGUAACAGUCCAGAUAACUCUGAAGCUUGUGCCACUCCAGAUUGUGACCAUGACCAAGAGAUGGCUGAAGAGUACUCCAGACUGAGGACUUUUGCCAACUUUCCAAAUUGUUGUCCUAUUUCAGCAUCAACACUAGCACGAGCUGGCUUCUUUUAUACAGGAGAGGGAGACAAAGUGAAGUGCUUCAGCUGUCAUGCAACUUUUGAAGGGUGGGAGCAUGGAGACUCAGCAGUUGGAAGACAUAGAAAAAUUUCCCCAAAAUGCAAAUUUAUUGCUAGAUUUAAUUUUUUAAAAAAAGAUAUGCAUCCUGUUCUCCAAAACUGUCAAUGCAGAGUUGAAAAUUGUUCCGGAAAUUCAACCCUCCAGUGCUCUUUUGACAGAUCAUCUGAUCUCAGUCCAGAUUACCUUUUGAGAACUGGGCAGGUUGUGGACAUGUCAGAUAGUAUGUACCCCAGGAACCCUGCUAUGUGCAGUGAAGAAGCUAGGUUAAAGUCUUUUCACAACUGGCCAGCCUAUGCUCCAUUAACACCGAAGGAGUUAGCCAGUGCUGGGCUGUAUUACUCAGGUGUUGAUGAUCAAGUGGAGUGCUUUUGUUGUGGUGGAAAACUGAAAAACUGGGAACCUUUUGAUCGAGCGUGGUCAGAACAUAAGAGGCAUUUUCCUAGGUGCUUUUUUGUCCUGGGCCAUGAUGUUGGAAAUGUUGGAAGUGUCCCAAAUGAAUCUAAUUUUGCUGAGGUUUGCAGGAGUGGCUUAAACAAUGCAGAUCACCCAAGAAAUCCAUCUAUGGCAGAAUAUGAAGCACGGCUCAAGACAUUUGUGACUUGGAGAUACUCAGUUGUUAAAGAGCGACUUGCUGAAGCUGGGUUCUAUAGUAUAGGUAAUGGUGAUCAUGUUUUGUGCUUUCACUGUGGUGGAGGACUGCAAGAGUGGCAGCAGAAUGAAGACCCUUGGGAGCAACAUGCUAAAUGGUUUCCAGGAUGCAAAUAUCUGCUACAAGAGAAGGGACAAGAAUUUGUAAACAGUGUUCAGUUAACGCCUUUAUCGAGGGAUUCCACAAUAGAAUCUUCUGAGAAGACAUCGCUCCUUAUAGAUGAUGAUCUCCUACAAAACCAGUUGGUACAGGAUGCCAUGCGUAUGGGUUUCAGUUUGUCUGAGAUUAAGAACAUUAUGGAGCAGAAACUGCAGACAUAUGGAGAAAACUAUACAUCUGUUGAGGUCCUAGUUUCAGAUAUAAUACAUGCUCAAAAAGAAAACGUACAGGAAGAAGUAUCCAGUGAGAGCUCACUACCGAAAGAUCUGAGUACUGAAGAGAAGUUAAAACGUUUACAGGAGGAAAAGAUGUGUAAAAUCUGUAUGGAUAAAGACAUCUCAGUUGUUUUUAUUCCCUGUGGCCAUCUGGUUGCUUGUAAAGAAUGUGCUGAAGCAGUUGAUAAAUGCCCUGUGUGUUGCAUGGUUAUUACAAAAAGACAGAAAAUAUUUAUGUAUUAGUCAUAUGUACAGUGCUGUUUGUGCAAAUGUUUGCUGUUACAUUGUUUAAAAUCACUGUAAUGCAAUAACAAACAGUUGGGAUGUUCAGCACUGUAGCACACAAAUAUAUUUAUUGAGAGUCUAAAGUUUUGAGAUAAUAAAAACAAAGCUUUAGUCAGUGCCCAAAAAGCUCAUGAACUGACAGUCAGAAGCUGCUAAACUUGUGCUUAUAGCUCUCACAUUUAACUGCAACCUCUUCAUUCCUCUCCAGUUUGUCCCUUCACUUUAAUUGAAGUGACAGAUUAGAAAUUCUUCACUAUGACAGUCUCCUAUUUUAUAUAUAUAUCUGAGUAUGCACACCUUUCUAAUUUGUUGUAAAGUGCAUAAAUUAAGUAUAUUAUUCACUCGUAUACAAUAGCAUGGGCAAACUGAAUGAUCUGACUGACUAUAAGCUGUGCUGCUAAUAACAAUGUUGAUUGGAAUUUGUCAUCUGAUCUCACUCUCUUUACCUCUGCCAAGUUUUCAGAAAGGGUAUGGGUAAUAAACUAUAAAAUGGAGGUGACAACAACAACAAAAAAUCCAGCCAUAUUUUUGUUAAAUAAAAUUUUAGCAAGAUUAAUAUUAUUCAAAACUAGAAUAGUAAGGUUUAGCGCCUAUGAAGAAGGCAGAUGUUUGUGGGUUCAGGAAUGGUGACAUUUUAGUGAGAGAAAUAAAUAGCUAAAAGUUUAUGUAGUUUUGUUUUUAUGUUGACUGUUUUAGUGACUAUCUAAUCUCUUAAAUGGGUUAAGCCCCUUUCUAACUCAGUAAAACAUUAGUUCUACAAAUUACUUUUCUUAUAGGGAAAAUGGCAUCUUUUAAAAUCUCCUGACCUUUUCUGAACCACUAAAAUGUACAAAUUAUUUAAAAAUUAUUCACGACAGAAAAAUUACAAAAACAUCAUCCCUAUGUUUCUCUUCUUUCAAACAAGUUUCCCCUUCCAAGCAUACAUUAGUCUUCCCUAGUCCAGUACAGUAUGUAUUUUAAAAAUUGACGAAUUUCACUUCCACCUUUCAUUUCAACUAAUUAUAUUCUUGUCAUUUACGUAUCAUAGAGUUACAUUCCAGCAGCAAUGUUUGUUACACUAAGUCCAUUUAUUUCUCCAUCUCUGACUGCCUUAAGGCUGAUCUUUUCUAGCCCAAAAACUGAAAGGAUCCUUAAAUUAUCACAAAAGUAUCCCCCAACCCACCCCGUCUUGCAGGCUCACAGUUGUAACAUGUCCUUUCUAUAACCCCCUCCCAAACAGGGAUAAGCUUGGUCCUAUUUCAAAAAGCCAAAAUAAAUAUAAACACUGCAUAGCAAGAAAGCGCUGUCGUCCAGAACUUUUUUGCUAGAUUGACGCAUAGGAAAUUCCUUGAAAAUGAAUAUAAACUCUAAACUAUUUACAUUGCCCUUUGAAGAAUCAUAGUCAGCUUGCAUAUAAGAAAGAUUUUAAAUAACAUUGCUUAUAUAUAGUAUCAAAUGACAUUGUCUAAAGCAGUAUUGUGAUGACCUAUUAUACUGUAAUAACUCUCGGCAUUGUUUGAGCUGUCUCUCUACCAGGUUUUCCAGUAGAACUAUAGACCUGGCUACAGAGUCCGAUGAGAACUCUCAGCACCUUACAAGAUCAAAUAACUCACAUUUAUUAUCAGAAUAAAUUGAGGAUUCUCAGCAUCUUGCAUGAUCACAUUUUGGGGAGGGAUUUAUUGCAAUUACAAAUGUGAAAAAUAAAGAGCAAUUACAAUUAAUG
Molecule: messenger RNA, 3287 nt
Organism: Terrapene triunguis (Three-toed box turtle)
Lineage: Eukaryota; Metazoa; Chordata; Testudines; Emydidae
Gene: XIAP
Product: X-linked inhibitor of apoptosis
Exons: 7
Coding region: 50-1543 (497 amino acids)
Biological process (GO): negative regulation of apoptotic process; regulation of cell cycle
Cellular component (GO): cytoplasm; spindle microtubule; nucleus
Molecular function (GO): cysteine-type endopeptidase inhibitor activity involved in apoptotic process
Source: RefSeq, a predicted model, not a curated record